This is a messenger RNA of Dryobates pubescens (Downy woodpecker), 3412 nucleotides long. It is a transcript of the gene MPPED1, whose product is annotated as metallophosphoesterase domain containing 1. NCBI's taxonomy places the organism in Eukaryota, Metazoa, Chordata, Aves, Piciformes, Picidae. The record is from RefSeq and is a predicted model, not a curated record. The transcript has 8 exons. Gene Ontology annotation, molecular function: hydrolase activity. Bases 342 to 1250 code for a protein of 302 amino acids.
AGGAGGGCUUCUCUACGGAGCGGGAGCGAGGCGGAGGGAAAGCCGCUGAACGCCUCGCAGCUCCCUUUGCUCUGUCUCCGCCGGCGCUCGCCUGCUGCCGGGCGUGAGGAGGGUGUGUGAAGGAUUCAUGCUGAUAUUCCUGUGGUUGGUUGUGCUGUUAUUUGGUAUCCGGCACGUUCAAAGCAGUGGAGCAGGAAAAGAAAGAAAAAAAGAUUAGUAAUGUUGAGGUUUUUCAGAGGAGUGUGUGCUGAUUAGGUAAGGAGAUGUCAUGGUCUUCUUCGGUCGACGUAGGAAGAUAGCAGCUAUGAUUGCCUGAAAAAGCCGAACCGUACAGUGCAAGCAUGGCUUUCGCCCAGUCACACAUUAUGGCAGCUAGAAGACAUCAGCACAGUAGACUCAUAAUUGAAGUGGAUGAGUACAGCUCCAACCCCACACAGGCUUUCACAUUCUACAACAUUAACCAGGGACGUUUUCAGCCCCCACAUGUGCAAAUGGUUGAUCCAGUGCCCCAUGAUGCUCCCAAACCUCCAGGAUAUACAAGAUUUGUCUGUAUUUCUGAUACUCACUCAAGAACUGAUCCCAUCCAAAUGCCAUAUGGAGAUGUGUUAAUACAUGCUGGUGAUUUUACUGAGCUGGGACUUCCUAGUGAAGUAAAAAAAUUCAACGAGUGGCUAGGUAGCCUGCCCUACGAAUACAAGAUUGUGAUCGCAGGAAAUCAUGAAUUGACCUUUGACCAGGAAUUCAUGGCUGACUUAAUCAAGCAGGACUUUUACUAUUUCCCUUCUGUCUCUAAGCUGAAGCCAGAGAGCUAUGAGAACGUACAAUCCCUUCUAACAAACUGCAUCUACCUGCAAGACUCUGAAGUGACGGUGAGGGGAUUCAGAAUAUAUGGCUCCCCUUGGCAACCUUGGUUUUAUGGCUGGGGCUUUAAUCUUCCACGAGGCCAAGCACUAUUAGAGAAAUGGAACCUUAUUCCAGAUGGAAUAGAUAUUCUUAUAACACAUGGACCACCGCUCGGUUUUCUAGACUGGGUUCCUAAGAAAAUGCAACGGGUAGGAUGUGUUGAGCUGCUGAACACAGUCCAGAGACGAAUACAGCCAAGGCUUCAUGUUUUUGGACAUAUCCAUGAAGGUUACGGCGUCAUGGCUGAUGGAACUACUACCUAUGUGAAUGCAUCUGUGUGCACUGUGAAUUACCAGCCUCUUAAUCCACCUAUAGUUAUUGACUUGCCUACUCCAAGGAACACAUGAUUAUUAUGAGGAUUUGAAGUUGUCCCCAACACAUUAGCAAAUUUGUAUUGCUGGCUGAGAAACCCAAUAGGGACCCAUUCAACAACACAAAAAGCAAAGAACCUUGGUUUUGCCCUGCUAGCUCUCCACAGAUAAAUUUUGAGUGACGAAAGUGGAUGAGGAACGAAGACAUUUUCGUGCCAGAAACAGAAUAAAGACUUUAACAUUUCACCAUUACAAUAUUUGUGAACACAACAAAGUGAAUGCAUUCCACAUACAUACACAUAGAUGUAUCUCAAGUAGGGACUUUUGUAUAUACCAUGUGUUAUAUUGGACUUAUUAAAAGAGCAAUGUUUUUCCACAGGAGUGUUCCUUUAAGAAAGUUUGCAGUUUAAACGGGAGUGUUUAGACUAGGUUUCCCUCGAUUCAUGUUUCCUUGUGAGCUCUUGGUACGAGAAAAAUGAUGGUAAAGAUGCUUUCCCUUAAUUAACAUGGCAACUAUAAAAGGUGGUGCAGAAAUGACCAGUCACGGGAGGAAAGGUAUUACUUCAAGUCCUCCAGGUCUAAGUCUUUGCAUCUAUUCAGAACCAGUGCAACAGAGGCCCUAAUUCACUGUACUGAAAUGAAGUUUUACUACAUCUGGCAUUACAGAUGGUAAGGGAAAUGGUGCAUAUUGCUGGCGUGCUGUAAACAGCUCAACAUUCAAGAAGGGAGACUGUGUUAAGUGCAGUAUAAACUCAGGAAUUUGUAACCUGGCCUUGCUCUUGGAAAAAAAAAACACAAGGAUGACAUUUCCCUUAAAAACACAAACAAACCAAACCACCACCACCACAACCCCAACAAUGCACAUACAAAACAAACAAAACACACAAACCCAACCCAGCCAACCAAACAAGACCCAAACACAACCAAACAACUCUGUUUUCACAGGGUAGGGCGAUGUGUAAUUGUAUGUAAAAAGCAAAACACUCACCCACCCAGUGUUCUGUAAUGGUAUUUUAAAUGAAACCCACGGGGAGUACAUGUUUAAAACCUCUUAAUGGGACAUGCAGCCAGUGGUGGGAUUGCUGGUUUGAAUUUGGCCCCAGUCAGUAGGGAUUAAACUUCAUCGUGGUCAUUGGGCAGCAUUAAGGAGCCCAAGUUGAAGGGAUCAUCCCAAGGUGGAGUUUGGGUGUUCACUUUUGGGUAGCUGUGUAAUUAUGUAAGAGUGGUGAGUAACAAGUACACACCAAUGGGUAUGGGGCAGGGGUCACCUCACAGAACCUGUCAUUGCUCUUUACCCACUCAUGAAUGCUGCUGGGGGAGGCUCAAGACAAAGUCGUUAACUGAGUUGAAAUCCAUCUGUCAUGUUGCAUGUGAAGCCAGGCAAAGCAGGAGACAUGUUAGGAAGUGGUUGAGAUGGCCAGCUGCCAAGGUGCUGCCCAUGUGGCUUUCCUGCAGGUUAACAGAGGUGUUGAAGCUGCUGGGAUUUCAGUCCCAUGCUAGGCGGAUUCUUGAGAAUUGGUUACAAACCCACCAAGAAAAAAAAAUGUCUUUCCAGUGUGCUCUACAAAAGUUGGGUUUCUGCCUUGAGCUAGCAAAAAAUCUCUGUGCUCAGAGGCAACUCUUUGCCUAGAUGGAGAGAACUGAACUGCUGUAUUCUGACUGUAGAUGUCCUGAAUUUGGAGCUGACAGCAUCUAGGCAUGAAUCCUGUUCACACACCUUGGGCAGAUCAUUGUGCAGGGUUGUUUACAGGCCUGUGCAUAGCCCACAUCUGCACACAUGAAUUGGAUAAUGGUGUAUGUCACUUUUUUUGCCUGUAACAUGGGUGUAAAUGUGAGCUUCACGUGGCAGCUGAGUGUACCUGAUGUGCAUACACAGCUUAAUAUACCUGUGUGGCAAAGCUAGGCCAUGUCAGCCUCGACUCGAAGCAAGGUGGGCAGAAUCAUUGCAUUCCACUUGCUUGCCAUGGGCAGCAGCUCAUCUGAGCCCAGUAGCCAGCAUGCCGUGGGCCCGCUACAAACCACCACAGCAGCAGAGAAAAGGACAAGUCUCAAGUCCAUCCUUUCUUGGAAGCUGUUGGGUGACUGGAAGCGCCACAUUUUCCUGAAAUGAAGCCCAAAAUGAUUGGUGAUGUCUGCAGCUGGGGGCUGGGGUGAACAGUUCCCAAGCACGUGAGCAGCCUGCCACAGAUUCACGUGGU